AUGACGUACUGGUACAACAAAGGCAAAAAAGAGGCUCCUUCCAAAAACAGCGAAACCUCGGCAUAUGACAACAAAAACAUCAGACCAGGGUUCCCUCAACCAAUCACUCGCUCGAAGCCCGAUAUAAAG
Phytophthora nicotianae INRA-310 is the source of this 129-nucleotide messenger RNA. RefSeq lists its product as hypothetical. The transcript has a single exon. The annotation marks the transcript as partial. NCBI's taxonomy places the organism in Eukaryota, Oomycota, Peronosporomycetes, Peronosporales, Peronosporaceae. The record is from RefSeq and is a predicted model, not a curated record.